This is a messenger RNA of Clupea harengus (Atlantic herring), 802 nucleotides long. It is a transcript of the gene ndufa8, whose product is annotated as NADH:ubiquinone oxidoreductase subunit A8. Gene Ontology annotation, biological process: mitochondrial electron transport, NADH to ubiquinone. Lineage: Eukaryota; Metazoa; Chordata; Actinopteri; Clupeiformes; Clupeidae. Gene Ontology annotation, cellular component: respiratory chain complex I. The record is from RefSeq and is a predicted model, not a curated record.
GGCGCAUGCGUAUUACAUUGACCUUCCCUGUGCUGCCGCGUCCGUUUUCAGACGGGGACCUUGGAGUUGUCUUCAGCUCUGGCUUUUUGUGUCAUAUAUUUUGCGUUAUAACCGCGCCAUGCCCGGUUCCGUUGAGGUUCCGGCGUUGCAGGAUCUAACUGUUGACGAAGUAAAUGUGUCCUCAGCAGUGCUGAAGGCGGCUGCCCAUCACUAUGGCUCCCAGUGUGACAAAGCCAACAAAGAGUUCAUGUUGUGUCGGUGGGAGGAGAAAGAUCCCAGGAAGUGUCUGGAAGAAGGAAAGAAGGUCAACGAGUGUGCUAUUAACUUCUUCAGGCAGAUAAAGGGAAACUGCCCAGAGUCCUUCACUGAGUACUGGACUUGCUUGGACUACUGUAACCUCCAUGAGCUCCGCCACUGCCGCAAACAGCAGAAGGAGUUUGACAACUGUGUGCUAGACAAGCUGGGCUGGGAGAGACCAGAUCUCGGGAACCUCUCAAAGGUGACUAAGGUAGCCACUAGCCGACCCCUGCCUGAGAACCCAUACCACUCCCGGGCCAGACCCGAGCCCAACCCCGCUAUUGAGGGUCCACUGGAGCCAGCCAAGCAUGGCAGCCGAGUGUUUUUCUGGAACUGGUGAAAAGUAAAACGUCACGGUACCAUGUCUUGCCUACAGUUAAAAUCUGGCUUAUACACCAUCAGACCACAAUGGACAGUGUUGAGAGGUUGAGUCUCCCCUCCCUAUGUGUAGACUUGUAAAGAGAGAACAAAUUUAACGUGUGGAAUAAAAAACUAUUAAUUUAAA